Phycomyces blakesleeanus NRRL 1555(-) is the source of this 678-nucleotide messenger RNA. RefSeq lists its product as hypothetical. The record is from RefSeq and is a predicted model, not a curated record. NCBI's taxonomy places the organism in Eukaryota, Fungi, Mucoromycota, Mucoromycetes, Mucorales, Phycomycetaceae. The transcript is spliced from 2 exons. Bases 1 to 678 code for a protein of 225 amino acids.
AUGUACAAAAGUGAUUUUGUUAAUUCUACUCUCACAUGUCCCACUCAAGCUCCCUUUCUUCUUGUUCUUUCCAAACUUGUCUGUUUAUCUACAUCUGUCCUUACCUUGCCAUCUGCCUCCUCCACAAUUGUUCAGCCACCAUUCACAUUGCAAGUAUUUGUGUAUUCUUCUGAAACUACCAGAAUUCCUAUCUUAGGCAAUGAACCUCUCCCACCUACAUCCUUCCCACUUUCAACUUGCGUCCAUUAUCAAAACGCUGCUGCCUCUCCAUUCUUUGUCAACAAUCAGAUUAUAAAGUUGAAAUUAAUCAAUAUUCUUGGCCAAGUGUACUAUAGCAAUAAUGGCACCACUGGCCGCAGAUCAUAUGUCCAAUCAUUGUUUCUUGACAGUAAUAGAAGUACAGAAACAACCUUCACUUGUCAAAUCAAGUAUAUCUUCAUUCAUUCAUUUACUCCUCCUCCAACGUCUCCCUACUAUGAAGCCAAUUCCACUUAUCAUGAUCAACAUGUAUUUGCGUUUGUCAACUGGCUUCCUUUACUUGGAGAUAAAUCACGAGAGAAAGAUGGAGUUGAUAUUUGUGGUUCAACACCUUCGCCAUCGAACUAUCAUUCAAUUUUGUCUGUACAUAGAAUCUCUUUAGAAUUAGCAAUUGCUAAUCAUACAACAGGACUUGUCUAA